GAUGAGUGAAAAAGAGACACAGACAAGAAUUGUUGUCCAUGUGAGACAACAAAUUAGGUGAUUUUCAACAGUGUGCGUCUCAGAGGAAUGUGUAGGUGGAGCAGAAGAAUCACAGGAGGAAACCGACCGUUCCAGUGUGUCUCUGUGACCGUGUGUGUGUGUUUUGUCUGCGGUGAAAAGCGUGUGAGAAGUCUCCUCUCGGUCGUAGAAAGUCCGUGACCGAUUGUUCACACAGUCCAAUGAUUGAAGUAACGAUACCAUCGAUGGAGCGGGAAGUGGACGAAUCGGGAAAGACGAAAAAGCUCUUCCGAGUCGAAGUCUUGUUUAAUGAGCGAAAACAUUAUGUGCUCAGGAGAAGCAGCGAAUUCCAGACACUGCAUAGAAAACUCAGGAAGAUCAUUCACACUCCUGAUUUACCGAGUAAAAGGAAUCCUCAUCUGAGGACCAAACCAGAGGAGCAGAGGAGGCAGGAGCUGGAAGAUUACAUCCAGGAUAUCAUCUAUCAAAAUGAAGACGUGCCACAGGUGCUGCUGGACUUCCUCCAUGUCAGACACUUUCACACAGGGAACAGGAUGAGCAGCAUGGAAUCACUUGACGAUCUGGACAGUCAGGAUUACAGUUUUUCGUUACCACAUCAGCGAGUCUUGGGUUUUUUUCAGGAUCCCUAUCUUUCUGACUACAUCUCAGAUCUUCCAGAUGUCGUUGUCGACGGAGUACUGCAGGGUUUUUAUCCUCGGGAUGUCCGUGUCACCUUCACUGCCCCCGCUCUCUCUGAGCCUGACCCCACUGCUCCUGAGAUUACUGUUACAUUGCAGUAAAAUCUGUGUGUCAAGGUAAAUUGUAUAGAGCUGCAACUAACGAUUAUAUUCAUCAUCGAUCUGUCUAUUAUUUUCUCAAUUAAUCGUUUGGUCCAUAAAAUAUCAGAAAACCUUAAGAAAUGUUGAUUGAAUGAUGAUGUUAUCAAAUGUCUUGUUUUGUCCACAAACCAAAAUGAUUAACUUUUAAUGAUUUCGUUGUUUUAUGGAGCAAAGAAAUGAACAAGAAAUCGGAAAUCUUGAUUUAAUCAUGAAAAAAGUUUAGAACAGAUUAUUGAUUAUUAAAAUAGUUGUCGAUUAAUUUAGUAAUCGAUUCAUCGAUUAAUUGUUUCUGCUAUAAAAUUGUACAAUACACAAUAACAGCAGCAGAGGGGAAUGAAUAAGCCAUCAGUGUGCAAUGUGCGUGAAAGAGAAAACGUGUAUUUUUUUUGUGCUUGUUCGGUUCGACUGGGACUAACAACGCAUCAUCAGCCAAUGCUUGGACGAUUUGCUCUAUGUGCUUUUUAUGCUGCACGAGCCAACCACCAAACUCUAUCUUAAAAUCAUGUUUUUUGAAGACAUACAAACUGCACUCACACAGUGCAGCAGUAUGUAUGUCAAUGUUGUUUAGUCAUGACAAUGACGACAAACUGUUUUUUAUCAUAUUGUGAUACUGUCUUUUCUACUUAUCUACUACUUCUUACUACUGAAAAGCACAUUUCUUUAUUUUAUUAGAAUUUUAGCCUGUAAAAAGUUUUAGGAGUUGGGAUUUACUGUAUGUUUUUAAAAAAAUGUUUUUGCUUGUGUUUAAAUUGUAAUAAAACUUCACAAUUCAA
Messenger RNA from Solea senegalensis (Senegalese sole), 1630 nucleotides. RefSeq names its product sorting nexin 22 (gene snx22). Lineage: Eukaryota; Metazoa; Chordata; Actinopteri; Pleuronectiformes; Soleidae. Gene Ontology annotation, molecular function: phosphatidylinositol phosphate binding. The transcript is spliced from 8 exons. The record is from RefSeq and is a predicted model, not a curated record. The coding region runs from base 240 to 818 and encodes 192 amino acids.